This is a messenger RNA of Temnothorax curvispinosus, 1633 nucleotides long. It is a transcript of the gene Vta1, whose product is annotated as vacuolar protein sorting-associated protein VTA1 homolog. Lineage: Eukaryota; Metazoa; Arthropoda; Insecta; Hymenoptera; Formicidae. Gene Ontology annotation, cellular component: multivesicular body. The transcript has 4 exons. The coding region runs from base 249 to 1103 and encodes 284 amino acids. The record is from RefSeq and is a predicted model, not a curated record. Gene Ontology annotation, biological process: late endosome to vacuole transport via multivesicular body sorting pathway.
CGUUGAUAUGAAAAUACUGCAAUAUGUAUUUCGAAGGACAAGUGUAGUACCGCAGUCGACGUACAGAUUGAUUUUAUUUUGACGAUAAGAAAUCGUCUUGCCCUUGAGUGUUGUUAAGAAGUCGACUGAUAUACAGGCCAAUAAUUUAUUCUUCGUGCAUUGAGAUAUAUUGUCGGAUAUAUCCGAGAAGCGGUCUAUCGAGAGAAGAUAAUUUCUAAACGGUGUAAUUUUCGAUAUUUGUUAUUCCAAUGGCACUGGCAGGACCCGAUUUGCCGCAAGUUCCGAAUCCUCUGAAAUCUAUUCAGAAAUAUUUAACUGUCGCGUCGAAGCACGACCAGCGAGAUAAUGUUGUCAGUUAUUGGUGUCGCCUGUAUGCUCUUCAAACUGGAUUGAAGUUGUCCACCAAGACAUCGGCGGAGACUAAUUUUCUGUUGAAGUUGAUGGACUGGUUGGAAGCAAGGAAGAAAGAACUGCACGACAACGAAGCUAUUACUAACGACGUGGCCGCUCAAGCGCAUUUAGAAAAUUGGGCCCUGAAGCUAUUUUUGUAUGCCGAUAAGAACGAUAGGGCUGGAAAUUUCUCCAAGAACGUACUGCAGAGCUUUUAUACCGCUCAGAUAUUGUACGACGUGUUGACGCUGUUUGGAGAAUUGAGCGUGGAAGCGGGACAAAAUCGGAAGUACGCUCAAUGGAAAGCAGCUUAUCUCAACAAUUGCUUCACAAAUGGAGAAACUCCGGUGCCGGGGCCAAUGAAAGAAGCAGAUGAUGACAGUACUUCUGUUAAUGCGUCGAAUGACAACGAUGAUGAGCCCGAAUCAAGUGUAAAUCCUGGAAGUCCUGAAAGUCCUAAGGAUAAUACUUCGCUAGACAUUCCGUCUGUUCCUGCAAAUCCGCCAACUACAAGAAUGCAGUUGUUUGACUCAAAAGAUGAUGAUAAGUAUAAAACAGAAGGUGGUGCCAAGUUGACGGUUGAACAAAUUAGCAAGGUUCAAAAAAUGAUCAAAUGGGCAAGCAGUGCAUUGGAUUAUGAUGAUGUAGCUACUUCUGUAAUGAAUCUUCGGAAAGCUCUGCAUCUUUUAACUACUGGUCAGGAAUCCGCUUAGAUGAAAUGGACAGAAAGUACGUUCAGUAAUGUCUUACUUAUAAUUAAUUAUGUUGAAUAUCAAAAUCAACAGACAUCAAGCCUGUAUCGCGCAUAUUGCCCAGUAAAAGAUAUUUUAUUAAUAUUUCGCAUCUUUUGGGUACGAAUAAUAGAAGAAUAAGAGGCAUGGUUACAAUUAACUAGUCAAAUCAACCUCUGCAUAUGGUGCACUUAAAAAUAGAAAUUGUUGCAGUGUUUUCCAGAUUGUAACUAUUGCUGUCCAAGAUGAAAGAUGUAUAGUUAUGGAGUUUCAUUGUAUUUAUUGAAACUAUAAGAGUAUUAAUAUUCAUUUUAAUAAGCUUUAGCAUCGCUAUUUUGUUUUCCAAAUAAUUUUUUAGAAUAUUAUUAAUGAGACAUUUUUGCGAGAAAUCAUUGUUAUUUUACUAAAUAAAUAAUGAAAAAUGAACAUGUAAAUGGUACAAAUUAGUUAUUUUGGAAUUGAAAAAUCUUGAAUUAGAUUAUUUUAAGAUAAAUGGCUUAUGUAAUUUUUUU